This is a messenger RNA of Mytilus californianus (California mussel), 6034 nucleotides long. RefSeq lists its product as uncharacterized. The record is from RefSeq and is a predicted model, not a curated record. NCBI's taxonomy places the organism in Eukaryota, Metazoa, Mollusca, Bivalvia, Mytilida, Mytilidae. The coding region runs from base 263 to 1534 and encodes 423 amino acids. The transcript has 7 exons.
AAAUUAGGAAGAUAAACAAAAAGUAACAGCCAAGAGGGAUGGUCAUGCCAACAAUCAUUGUUUGAAAAUGGAGGAACGGGCACAUGUGUCGGGAGACUGCAGCAGCUUUGUUAAUUGAAUAUAUGGAAAAACGGAUGUUAUUGAUAAACUGCUUGUGAUUUUACAAACAUUUUGGUUUUACACUGGUAGUUAAUGAAAGGAAAUGUCAUGACAAAAUAGAAAACAUAUUUUUUAAUUAAACUAAACUGUGAGUUGAGUAACCAUGAACUCAGCAACAAGAGCAAAAUCCCCUUCCAAUCAUGAUCUCAAUAUAUUUUUGGAUCGACAGAUACAAAAUAAAUUACUGGAAAUUGAUGAUCAGUUGUGGUUGACUGAUUAUAUGGUUGAAUCAAAAGGAAACACUGAGUUAAAGGUGCCAAAAACUAUAAAAGUGACAAGGAAUGAUGAUGUUACUGGAUGGUUUAGCAGUUCAAAGUGUGUUCUACGCAAGCUGGAAAAAGAAAAGCCAACUCAACAACCAAUAACUUACUCAUGGAGAGAACAAACACGAUUAAAAAACUUGAUUCAAAACAGUUUUGUGUUCAAACAUUAUCCUUACCACCAAUCAUAUAUUGAACAAUAUAGAGAAGAAAAUUCUCAGUUGAGUGGAAUUAAAACAGUAGCCCAAAAAGAAUCCAAUGAACCCAGGAAAAUAGCAGUUCAAAAUACUACAAUAACAACAAGUGCACAAAACAAUACGACUGCAUCAGGAAAUAUAUAUUCUCAGAAUUCUGGUCAGAAUAUAUGCAGUCAUUGCAAUCAACCAUAUACUGUGUCAACAUCACAGCCUCUUAUUACUGCAGCCUUUAGUUACACACGUAGAGAAACUACCUCCCUCUCAAAUGGUGCUUGUAAAUGUACUCAAUCUACUUCAAACCCCAUCCCUCAUUCAUCAGGUUCUCAUACCUGCACUAAACACAAUCAUCACCAACACAAAGAUGUUGCUAGUUUAGCCUAUAAGUAUAAACUUUCCAAGGAAGCAUUGAUGCACAAUAUUGCAUGGAGAUCAGAAUCUGAAAAUUCAAGUGAGCAUGAAAAAGACUCAUUUAAAACACCUAGAGUAGCAUCUGGAAAAAGAUCAGCUGGAAAAGCACCUACUAAAGUUACUGUGCCCUCUUUACCAAAUGGUCACAAUAAAAAUAUUCAAACAGUUACUGUAAUGAAUCUACAAAAGAGCCAACAGGUUUCUCAGGGAAAGCCUAGUGGUGAUGGUCUUUCUGUAGCUACAACUCAACAGAAUUUACGUGCCUUAGAUGCUUUAAGUUGUGUUGCAGCAGAGAAACAGCGUAAGACACGUCCAUACAGCACAGUACAAGUACGAGCACUCGGUCACAUUCUGAUGGACACAAUCAAGGGAGUGGGUAUAAAACGACCAGACUCUAGUCUCAUGUACACUGCUGUGGAUUUUUCACGAUCCAAAAGUGAAAUGUGGUUUGAUACAGCGGGCAGGGCAUAUGUCAGUUUAGCUGCUAGAUAUGACCCUCUUAAAAAAUGACCAGCUGUCUUCUCCUCCAAGAGUAAAUUAUACUGAUCCUUAAUUCUGAUCAUCCUAACAUGGAUGGAUUAACUUGGCUAGAGAAGAUGGAGUUGUUAAGAUCAGUCAAAAGAAAGAAAGAGAAGUCUAAACAACAGAAACAACCAAAGUUCACCUUUGUCAAGGACAUACCUCCUGAGGACAAGCAUCAGAGACUGAUAGGUAACAAAGGUUCUCCUUCACCUGAUAAUAUGACCUCUCUGGGGGCACAGGGACAAACAAACUCACAGCUGUUUGAACAGAGACGAAUUAAACAUCUUCUCCAACAGGCUAGGCUUAAGAGAAAUGCAAAUUUUGAUUGGUUAACAGAAAGUCCACGGUUUCGUCAUUCUCAGAGCAGCUCUAAAGAUGACUCGGAUGAUUCAUCGGUGUCUGAUAUUGAGGAAGAGCAUUUACGGACAAAGUCACCAAAAUGUUUUAGUCCAGGGAUGGAUGUAGGCCAUGCAGAAAGCACCUUGUUGAGUAGAUAUAACAUCAAACCUUUUGUUAAAGGAGGGGGAGGAUGGAAAGUUACACCUAUGACCAUGCAAAGAGCUAGGACAAUUGUUUAUGAUGAUUGAUUAUGUUAUGAAAAUGCAUUAGUAUCAAAAUCAAAAAGUUUUCACUCAACCAAAUAUUUGUAAAGCUGCUUAGUUCAUUUCACAUAAAAGUAAUUUAAUCAUGUUUAAGUUUUGACAGUUUUUGUUUUACAAGAAUUAACUGUAAAAUAAAUCUGAUUAGUUACAAUUUUUUUCAAAUUGAAAAUGCAUAUUCAAUUUUUAUUUUUAAAUAAAAAACUGUUUAAGAAUGUGUUAUAAUACCAAAGAAUCUUUUUUCUUUAUAUAUUUAUUAACAGUGCUUAUGUUGGGGUAAAAUAGUGCCAAAGCUUUAUACAAUCUAUAUAAUUUAUUUAUAUUUAGGUUAUGAAUAUUAAUUACAUUAUAUAUGAGAAAAUCUUUUAUUAAUUAACAUUUAAAGGCAAGUAAAUACAUUUCUUGUGAUCAUGUAAAAGGAAAUAACUCCAUUGUGGUCAUGUAAGGGGAAGUAAAUCCAUUUCUUGUGAUCAUGUAAGGGGAAAUAUCUCCAUUGUGGUCAUGUAAGGAGAAGUAAAUCCAUUUCGUGUGAUCAUGUAAGGGGAAAUAACUCCAUUGUGAUCAGAAGUAAAUCCAAUUAUUGUGAUCAUGUAAGGGGAAAUAACUCCAUUGUGAUCAGAAGUAAAUCCAAUUAUUGUGAUCAUGUAAGGGGAAAUAACUCCAUUGUGAUCAGAAGUAAAUCCAAUUAUUGUGAUCAUGUAAGGGGGAAUAACUCCAUUGUGAUCAGAAGUAAAUCCAAUUAUUGUGAUCAUGUAAGGGGGAAUAGCUUAAUUUCUUGCACUUCUUGAUGCUUACAUUUUAAAAUAUUACAUUUAAAAGACAAUUUUGUUUUUUUCAUAAGAUAUAAGGAAAAGUGAAUGUAUUGAUGUUACCCCCAAACUGCCUUACAAUUUAUUGUAGAAGUAUUAAUAUUCUCCACAGUGUUAACUUGGAACUAUAUAACCUCUAAAAUUCACUAUACCUUUGUGUUUGUGGAAAAGUAUAUUAAUUCUUACAUUCUUUUUUCUUUUACUGUUUAUAUGCUGAAUUUUAUAUUUAUUUGAAAAAUCAUCUGUCAUUCUACUUUCUCUUUGUGCUAGGAACAAAAUUGAUAUGUUUUCACAAUAUUUUCAUUGCCACAUUAUUUUGUCCAUAAUGUUCUUAUUACCAAUUUUAGUUUAUUGAAAGACCUUUUGUCUGAUUUUAAAAAUAUACCUUAAAUUGUUAUAAUAUUCGAAUUAGCUCUCGCCGCGAUAUAGCCUUUCUGUGCUAAUGCGGCGUAAAGCAAACAACAAUCAAUCAAUCUUAUUACCAGUGCUAGUUCCUAGUGAAGAACAAAAUAUUGAUAUGCAUUAUUGGUGGAUAUAUUAUGCUCCAUUAUGAUACAUGCAAAGUUUUGGAAUGUUUUGAAAAGUUUGGAUGGCCCAAGCCAUUUACACAUUUAGUAAAAAGAUAUUGAAAAUUAUAAAAUUAACAGUACCAAUUUUUACUGCACCAGAAGUGUGGUACUGUAUGCAAAUCAGUUACACAAGUUAUGGAGAAACUGUACCAAAAUUUGUUUAUUUAUAUUGUUAAGAUUUUGAAUAGGCUUGAAUUUUUAUAGUACAUAAUAUUUAUUUAUUUAUUUUGUUAAAAGAAUUGUGUUAGUAUUGAAACAUUGCCCUUUGUCCACUCAUAUCUAGUUCUUUAACAAGCCUUUCUAAAAAAAAGAAGAAAUUCAUCACUUUUGCAACUUGAGCCAAAAUUUAUUUGAAGCCAAAACGAUAACCAAGGAUUUUGCAAAGUUAAAGAAAAGCCAAAACACAUUUAUUACAAAUUUAUUGUCAUAAACAAUGUUUGUGUUUACAAUUCAUUUUAAGCCACAUAACUUUAUUUAUAUUUUAAACUAAAUAAGGGAAGUUCUACCUAUGCAGGUAGAGUACAAAAUAACAUUGUUUCAAGGUUACUCUAACUUGGAUAUGAUAUCAAAAUUAUACUAUGUAAGUCUUACAUAAAUACAAAGUUCUUAGAUAUAUACUGCUUUAUUCAUCAUUUUUCAAACUGUUUUAAUUAUUGCAAUAGUAGUCAAAAUAGAUACACAAUUUUUUUUUCAUUUUUAUCUAUAAAGCUGAUAUGUUACAUUAAUUUAUGUUGUACAAGUAAUUUUAGUCUGACACUAAUGAAUUACCUCUUAAGGAUGAAAUUUGUAACUUUUCUUUUGUUCAGCAUUAGUGGUGCUGCUCUAUGAUUUGAGUAGAAUACACCAAGAGUUCUAUAUAUGAUCUAGUCUUUUUUUCAUUUCAAUAUAUUUUUAUCAAUAGACACAUACAGUCUGUGUAUGUCUAGCCAAAUCUGUAUUUCAGUGGGGUUUUUUUUUUGUUUUUUUUUAAUUGUAUUUAUAUUUUGCAUGUAUUAUACAUCAAUUUGGAAGUAGCCUGCCAUUUAUGAAAAGAAAAACCAAUAUUUCUGCAAUGUUUAGGCUCACAACAGAAAUCUUUGACGUUAAGAUUUUGCAAUUGUCAUUAAGUCAUUAGGUCAACCAUGCAGUGUAAAAUUAAGGUCAAAUGUAUCAAAGUCCCAGAACUCAAAAUUGGUAUAUGAUGUUAUCAUUAUUAGUGUCAAGUUCUAAAAAGUAAUUCAUAAAACAUGUUUGGUUGAUUGAUUUUGGAUUUUUUAUAUUAUUAUAAAAUGUUAAAUUUUUCCAUUAGACAUUAAACAAAAAAUUCAAAUGAAGAUUUUUUUUCAGAAAAUAUUUUUUAUUACCUUUACAGACAUAUUAUGAAUAUCUUAGUUGGAAAGUUAUAUGAGAUGUAUCUCUGAUCUUGCUAGCUAUAUAUUAAAUAGUUGUAACUUUAAACAAAUCAUAUUAUUGAAAAUUACACUAAGGAUAUAUAAAGGUGUUUUAAAGACAUGUGUACAGCCUAUACCUACACAUGAAAUAGUGCUUUUAAAGAAAUUGUAAAUGCUUUUUAAGAUCUUUCUGAAAUCUCUUCUAAAUGUAGCUUCCUCCAGUGCACAUGUUCUAAACUGUGAUAUUUGUCAAAUAUUGAACAGAGUAGUAGUUAUUCAAGUCAUACAGUUCAUUAAGGUGCUAGCCAAUUAUUUAGAAUAAGAGCAUUUAAAAGUCAAUGUUUUGAAACAGUAUUAUAUUCAUAGUGUAUGUAAAUGUUCAUGUUUUAUCUUUUAUGUUAUUUAUAAUAUUGUUUUUGCCUGAAAUAGUCUAGAGCAGACAUCCCUGAAACUUCAGAUCUGAAUUGUAAGAGAUUAAGUAACACAUUACUAACAUUUGUUAUACAAAAAGAAUGAGGUAUAGAAAAUGCUCCCUAUGGGUUAAAUCUUAAAUAUUGUCCUCAACAUGCAUAAAAAUAUUUCACAUCAUGUUGGAUUAAAUACAUGUAUAAACCAGUUUCAAACCAUCAUGAAUAUAAUUCCUAAACAACCAAAUAGUUCUGCCAUUUUUUUUUUUAAAUUCCUUUAUCAGAAACUAAUAUGUGCAUUUUAUUGGAAUUGCAUGAAAAGGUUGUUUCUAUGGAGUUUAUUAAUUUUAUGUCUUUAACUCACAAACAAAUUCUUUUAGACUAUUCAGUUAUUGAGUAUCACAGCUAGGUUUACACAUAAUAAACCUCCUUCAAAACAACAAUUAUUACUAUAUUUUGGUCUCAGAAGGGUCGACUUACUCUUGUUAAAGGCUUUGUUAAAACACUCUGCACUUAGAACCAGCUAAUUAUUAUAAUUAAAGCAUUGUAAUACAUACAAUAUGCUGUAGUCUAGUCACCUUAGUUUGAUGUCAUAAUUUUUAAAUUAUGAUCUGUAACUUUUUGUGUAUUAUAUUACAGUUUGAAAAAAAUGCUGAAAGAAAUACACAUUAUGUUGUACUAUGUUAACUUGUGGUUUGAAUUUAAAAUUGCUCAAUAAAAAAUCAUGUAUAUAA